UUUGUUCAAUCAUCGAAUGUUUUGACAUUUUCUUUGCUUGAAAGCUUGUGGAGCCAAGGGUUUCUGCAGUUCAUAUUCAAUCUUAGAGAAUGAUAACUCUCUUUGAUUGGCAUAACUGAGGUGGUGAAAGAUCCUCCAAAGGGUUGCAAUUGAGAGUGAGGGAUAUUUCAGUCCUUCACAUUGGAGCUUAUUGAGUUUUUGCAGUGACAUUCACAGGAAGUGAUAUGGAGACAUAUUGAGUUUUUGCAGUGACAUUCACAGGAAGUGAUAUGGAGACAUACUUCAGAUUUAUGAUCUUUUGAUGUCCUUUGUUUGUGCACUCUAAAGAAGAGAUAGGCGAUUUAUUUGGAGACAUUUUGAAGGUGAUUGAGGGCGUUUUCUGAGGUUCUUUCCAGGUAUGCCAUCGAGGUCGAUCAGACCUAUUGAUCCCCAUAUUUUCAUUCAUUACUCAUUGCUGGUGGGUCACAAUUUUGUGGGUAUUGGUGCAUUCAAUUCGUGUUGCCGAGACAAUGAUUUCCCUUACACAUUUGGGGCGGAAGACUGCUGAUAUUAUUUUAUUUUGCAUCUGCAAAAUCAAAGGCAGGGCGGCCAGCUACAAGGGGGACAAUUUCAUCAUAGAGCCAUCCAAAAUUCCAAUAAAAAUUCUGCAAUCAUUGUUGAGGGUGUCUCAUUCAUUCGGCAUCAGCAGAUCAGGACUCUUAUCAACUUUCAAAUGUUUGGGCAAACAAUCCUUCUGUGAGAAAAGCAAUUCAUGCUCAAUCGGAAGAAAUAACUGGAGCGUGGAAAAGAUGUAGCACUCGUUUUAAGUAUUCUGCUGAUUACUCAAGUGUAGUCAAAUAUCAUUUAGAUCUUACCAUGCAAGGUUAUUCUGCAUUAAUCUACAGUGGUGAUCAUGAUAUGGUCGUGCCAUUUAUUGGAACUCAAACAUGGAUAAGGUCAUUAGGCUACACAAUAGUAGAUGAUUGGCGAUCUUGGUUUGUGGAUGGACAAGUUGCUGGAUAUACAAGAACGUACGACAAGAACCUGACUUUUACAACAAUUAAGGGAGCAGGUCAUACAGCACCAGAAUACAAGCCUAGGCAAUCUUUUGUGAUGUUUGAUCGAUGGACCUCCAGACAACCGAUAUAAAACCAUUUUUCUAAAUUAGAAUUACUAUGAUUUCAGUAAGAGUAAUGCACCACCAGAAUACAAUUGCAGAUAGAUAUUUAAAAUAUUCAAACUUCAUGGAACUCAAUCCAAAUAUGGCAAAGAUUAGUUUUCUAAGCUUCAAUUAUAUUCUGCCAGAUCUAUUUUCUAUUUCCUUGUGGAUUGAAAUUGCAAGGUCCAAGUCAAGUUAAAUGAAUUAAGGUUGAAUACACACUUCUU
Molecule: messenger RNA, 1365 nt
Organism: Cryptomeria japonica (Japanese cedar)
Lineage: Eukaryota; Viridiplantae; Streptophyta; Pinopsida; Cupressales; Cupressaceae
Product: putative serine carboxypeptidase-like 52
Exons: 6
Coding region: 856-1128 (90 amino acids)
Biological process (GO): secondary metabolic process; proteolysis
Molecular function (GO): serine-type carboxypeptidase activity; acyltransferase activity, transferring groups other than amino-acyl groups
Source: RefSeq, a predicted model, not a curated record